This is a messenger RNA of Punctularia strigosozonata HHB-11173 SS5, 1291 nucleotides long. RefSeq names its product alpha/beta-hydrolase. The record is from RefSeq and is a predicted model, not a curated record. The transcript has 9 exons. The coding region runs from base 296 to 1243 and encodes 315 amino acids. Gene Ontology annotation, biological process: lipid metabolic process. Lineage: Eukaryota; Fungi; Basidiomycota; Agaricomycetes; Corticiales; Punctulariaceae.
GCCACAUGGGAUCUCCGUCGAACCGUUGCUGUCUCUCGCUGUCGAUGCCCAGCCCGAAGCACCUUCGUGAUGGAAUGCUAUGUUCUGCGAUGCGGGUCGUCUUCCGUGGCGGCUUCGCAUUCUUGUUGCACAUCGCCUGCGACGCACCUGAUUCGCACCGUCGAUAACCAUGAUAUAACCCGGUCCAAGGGUCGUCCAAGGGUCUCUUCGUUCCGAUAGUCCGUCUUUCUUUUCCAGCAGGGCUGUGAUACGUCUUUUUUCUGUCGGUUCUCGGUUCACGAUCCAGGGUUUGAAGAUGUUUGCGCUAUGGUGUUCGCUCCUUCUCUGUCUCUCUGCCGGUGUGCAUGCGAGGCCCGCAGCCUGGCCAACACCACUGGACAGAUUGCCCCUCUUCUCUCGAGAUGGCACGACGGCCCUCAGCGCUGCGGAACUCAGCUCCUUUGCGCCUUUCACCCAGUUUGCUAGGGCUGCGUAUUGUCCCACUGACAAGAUUAUGAGCUGGCAAUGUGGAGAGGCUUGCGAUGCUAAUCCGGGGUUCAAUGCCACUCUCACAGGCGGUGACGGCAAUGGAGUGCAAUUCUUCUUCGUGGGGUUCUGGCCGGAAGGCAAAUCUGUAGUGGUGGCACAUCAAGGAACGGAUCCUACCAAAUUCUUGUCACUCCUUACAGAUAUCGAGUUCGCACCUGUCCAGUUGGAUCCAACAGUAUUCCCGGGCAUACCUAAUGAUACUGACGUCCGUGUCCAUGACGGAUUCCGCAAUGCCCACUACGACACAGCCAACCAGAUCCUCACGGAGACGAAACGUCUCCUGGAUGUGAACCAAGCCAAGUCGGUCAUUCUCAUCGGCCAUUCUCUCGGAGGAGCGAUUGCGGAACUCGAUUCGCUCAUGAUGCGACAGAACCUACCGUCCGAUGUUGCGGUUAAAGGUGUCACCUACGGCACACCCCGAGUUGGUAACCCGGAGUUCGCCGCCUAUUUCGACAGCAUGGUCACGGACUUCACUCGAGUUAAUAACGAUAAGGACCCUAUUCCGAUUGUUCCCGGUCGUUUCCUCGGCUUUUCGCAUCCAUCUGGGGAGGUUCAUCUUACCAGUCCGGGUAACGCCGUGUCUUGCCCCGGAGCGGACGACGGUUCAGAUACGGAGUGCUCAGACUCUGUCGUGCCGAACAUCUUUGAGAGUAAUAUCCUGGACCACUUGGGACCGUACGAAGGCAUACAUAUAGGGUCUAUAUUCUGUAAUUAGCUUAUUUCUACCUCGGAAGGGCACCGGAACCCGUAAUGUCGAUCAAAC